This is a messenger RNA of Bombus huntii, 1465 nucleotides long. Its product is annotated as protein suppressor of hairy wing-like. The record is from RefSeq and is a predicted model, not a curated record. The transcript has a single exon. NCBI's taxonomy places the organism in Eukaryota, Metazoa, Arthropoda, Insecta, Hymenoptera, Apidae. The coding region runs from base 826 to 1233 and encodes 135 amino acids.
CGACCGCGAUUCCCACAGUAGUCGCGACGCAUCGAUUGCGAUCAAUGCGCUAAACAAAUCUUUUCUACGAAUAUCUAAAAGCGUUCGUCUUUAAUCUUUGCAGCUCUAUCCUUUUCUUUCGAACGACAAUCCUUCCCUUCUGUGAAUUACAUCACGUGGGAGGCGUGUAAAUCUUUGAUCUUGAGUUGUUAGUUUGAAUUUUAUACGCGCAUACAUGUAUCUUAUGAUUAGAUUCAUUUUAAAUUCGAUUCCGAUCGAAAAUUUCGUAAUCGUUUGAUGGUUCUCUUUUCACUCGAAAUAAAUCGUGUUGAAUGAGAUCUUUCUUUAUACAAAAUAGAUUUGCUAUUUAAUCCACCAUGUAAAUAACAUUUUGGAUACGUAACGGGAAAGGUAACGGGAUGUAAUUGUAUGAGAAAGAACCGAGGUGUACGCUGAAGAUGCAUAAUGUACGGAAAUACUAUCAUGUCCAUUACAUUCCGUAUACUUUGUUUCAACGGAACGGAUACCAAACAAAUGUUUCAAUCGUAAUGCUUUAUAUCUCACCAUAGCGUUUUAUAUGUAUCGACAAAUAAACGAAUCUGAACGAUUAAAACAUAAUUAUAUUGACGUACAUAUAAUGGAACGGCACCGUUUUCCAGCAUUUCUGUCACUGACAAUGAUAUUGAUUCUCGUAGCUCGUGUUCCUUUCAUCGCACCAAAUCAAAUGCGAUUCCUUCGAUCACCUACUCGAUCUGUCCGAAUUCGCCUAAUUUGACCGCAUACUUUUAUCUAACCCUGUUUCGCGAAACCAUUCCUCUGUCCCGAGGUACUUCCUCUUUUGAUCUAAUGCUGCUUGUUCACCAAUGUGUUACUUCGACAGGUGUUCUAUCGAAGAGCGUCUGGAGCACUUUGAACGAUUAUCGAAGCAGUUCCAUGGACGAUCUGUUGCUGAAAGAAAGGAACUACAACGAUGCGUACUACUAUCCGUGUCCCGUGCUCGAUCCGAACAAGAAACAACCGCUGCAACAACAACAGCAACAGCAGCAACAGCAACAGCAUCAACUACAGCCACAACAGCUUUUCACCUGUGCGCUUUGCGGCAGAGAGUAUACCUGGAUGUACAGUUUACGUCGACAUCAGCUGCAAUGUGGCAACAAGGAAGCGAGAAACAAGUGUCAUUUUUGCUCGAGAAAGUUUUACAGGCGCGACAGACUGAAAGAACAUUUGCUGGCUCAUCAUUCAGACUUGAUUUAGAAAAGUUUACCUGUACAGAUGCUCUCUCUCAGUUCGAAGUAACUUUUAAGUUUGUAUUUAAGUUUACUUUUCUUUCCAUUUUCAUUGUACAUCGUCUCCGUAUAUCGCUCGUACAGCGAUGUAUUUGCUGUAUUUUUCGUGAAAUCCAUCGAUUCAAUAAAAUUAUUCAUACUUGAAUUGCUUGUAAAUUAUGCGCGUAUAAAUAUCAGCAAAUAUAGAUGUGUCCAAUUUC